AUGGCCGGGGAGAGCACAGAUACGGCAUUAGCCUACCAUGAGCCGUCAAUAUCAACACUACUAAACCAGGCUGGGUUUCUGGUGGUUUUGAACCUUGUCAACGUCUGCCUUGACAAACUUCUUUACUGUGGACUCAUCGGACAGCUAUUCAUCGGCAUCUUGUGGGGCACCCCUGGUGCGAAAUGGCUCGAUCGCGGUGCAGAAACCGUCAUUCAACAGUUAGGGUAUCUUGGGUUGAUCAUGCUCGUAUAUGAGGGCGGUCUGUCAACCUCAAUCAAAUCAGUGAAAUCGAACCUAAUGGUUUCGCUUUGCGUUGCGAUCACUGGAAUUGGAGUCCCCAUGGGUCUGUCUUUUAUUCUCAGGGAGCUUGUUGGAGCAAACUCACUACAGGCAUUUGCCGCAGGAGCAGCUCUUAGUGCGACAAGCCUCGGAACCACUUUCACGAUUCUGUCUACGACAAAAUUGAUCUCAACACGCUUGGGUACAGUGACAACCAGUGCUGCAAUGCUAGAUGAUGUCGUCGGUCUCGUGAUGGUCCAAAUCAUCACAAAUCUUGGAGGAAAUGCUUCAUCUUUCGAUGCAGUGACUGUUAUCCGACCUGUCUUCGUGCCGAUCUUCAUUAUGAUUCUCUCUGCCGAACCUAGAAUUCCCGAUUUCAUGCGAACCAUGGAAUUUGCAUUCUUGUACCAAACAGCUUACUUGGUGGGAACAGUUGCUGGUGCCACUUACGCAGGCACGUCAAGCCUCUUUGCGGCCUAUCUCGCAGGUGUCACCGUUACAUGGUUUGAUGACUUGAUUAAAGAGUCCAGGAUGCCACUUGGAACUGGGACUGGAGAAACUACACCGACAGAGCCAGAUUAUUCAAACAGUCAAUCCCAAGACAACAACCACCGUCAUGUCAGCACCCAGACCCAAUCCUCGAAUGAAUCUUCCCCAAGCGCACAGGAUAGCGAAGCCCCAACCGGCGAAAAGGUCUACGAGAAGUAUUACAAGCAGCCAGUCACUCGGAUCCUGACACCCUUAUUCUUCGCCUCGAUCGGGUUUGCGAUUCCUAUCACAGAGAUGUUCAAGGGAAGUGUAGUUUGGCGUGGAUUUAUCUACUCUCUUCUGAUGAUGCUGGGGAAAAUGAUUACCGGACUUUGGCUAGUCCGAUUCUCGUUACACCCCGUCUCAAACAUCGCAGCGGGAUUGAAAAACACUCUCGGCCGUAUCCGUCUCAUCUGCAGACCGGCAAGACGCGACGAAAAGAAAAACGAACAACCGAAUACCACGGGUCAGGUUCGCGUUGAGUCAUCCGAAGGCUAUUCAGACACCUCGAGUAACCAACAAGACACCAAGAACUUAAAGAGCAAGGGACGCGGCUCUUCAACUCGUCAGGAUUCUACCAUUCAGGCUGGCAGCCGGGGCGAACCUCAGACAUCAUCUCCGGAACGAAGCUCAACAGCGACAUUCCCGCCAAAGCCAAAAUCGUUGUACCCGCCUUCGAUUCUCGGGUUGGCAAUGGUUGCAAGAGGCGAGGUCGGUUACCUCAUUGCAUCUCUCGCACAAAGCCAAGGGAUGUUCGAAAACAGUUCUUCUAGUGGUACGUCUGAAAUUUACCUGGUCAUCAUCUGGGCGAUCUCCAUCUGUACCCUUGUUGGACCGAUAUGUGUGGGGACUCUCGUCAGGCGCGUGAAAAGGCUACAAGAGACGCGAGGAGAGUCGGGCCCGGAUCCCUUGGGGGUAUGGGGCAUUUAA
Molecule: messenger RNA, 1737 nt
Organism: Penicillium argentinense
Lineage: Eukaryota; Fungi; Ascomycota; Eurotiomycetes; Eurotiales; Aspergillaceae
Product: cation:proton antiporter
Exons: 4
Coding region: 1-1737 (578 amino acids)
Biological process (GO): proton transmembrane transport
Cellular component (GO): membrane
Molecular function (GO): antiporter activity
Source: RefSeq, a predicted model, not a curated record